ACGAUGGGGCCGGGACAGAACAGCGCCGUGAGGGUUGAAUGGAUUGCUGCAGUCUCCUUAGCUGCUGGAGCAGCUGCUGUUGGAUAUCUAGCUUACAAAAAAUUUCUCUCAAAGGACAAAUGCUUUAAAGCAAUGGUGAAUCCCCAUAUCCAGAAGGAUAACCCCAAGGUAGUCCAUGCCUUUGAUAUGGAAGAUCUGGGAGACAAGGCUGUGUAUUGUCGUUGUUGGAGGUCUAAGAAGUUCCCACUGUGUGAUGGCUCUCACACAAAGCACAACGAGGAAACUGGUGACAACGUUGGGCCUCUGAUCAUCAAGAGGAAGGAGGCGUAGAGUGGACAGUAGAAGCUACAGAAUCAAUGUCUGACAAAUCUUCUGUUCUCUUGUAAUUGGGGGGAAAAACCCACUAAUUCUUUGUCAUAUGCCUGAAGACUUCCCAAUGUAUAUACAUCAGGCUUCAGCAUGUGUAUUUUCUCUGGUGCUUGUUGUCUUUCAAUCACUACAAUGCAUAAUUUACUAAGUAGUCAUGGUUUAAAUUUUUUGUCCUGUAAAGUGUGUGUACACUCUCGCUGACUGUGAGACUAAAAUGAGGCACAGAAUGUAUUUAAUCAGGAAAUAGGUAUUAAAUUAUUUCAAUUUAGAUACUGAAAUCCUGGAGAGUUCUAAAGUCACAGAGCUGGAUAGAUGUCCAUGUAAAAGGCAGUGGCAGUGAAGAAAUCAGUGCCAUCUUAAUCUCUGAUUAUGCUGCAUUUUCUGCAGGUGUCACAUUUGUCCUUUUAGACUACUGUGCUGUAUGGCUUUUGUAAAAGAACCAAUUCAAAAUUGCUAGCUAUGAACAGACAACAGAAAAGGCUGAAAGUAAGAUGGGGCUGGAGGGCAACUUUACCUUAGAUUUUUACAGCAGUAUUUAAACUUGACCCUACUUCGAUUUGGUAUCAAGAAAAUACUAAUCUAAACUGUGGACCUGUAUUUAGACUAGGACUAGGGAAAUUAUUUCUGAGAGAUUUCCUAACAGAUGAGUUGAAUGACACAAAGUGCUCCAAGAGAAAUGGCCGGGGGGGGGGAAGGUUUGUUUUUGCUGUUGGAGAAAGCCUUAGUUUCACUUGCAGUCCUUCAGUGAAGCCACCUUCCCAGACCACAGGAUGCUUCUCUGGAGUGGUUAUGCUGAUUAAUUCUAGAAGCUAAAAUAAAAACUAAAACCCCACCCAUCAUCACCAUCUGCUUCACUAUUGCACUGGCUGGUUCUAGAAAGCUUUUCCUACUGAGAAGGGAGGAGGCAUACUUCUCUUACUAUGUGGCCUUAGGCUCUAUGUGUCUUAACUCCUGCCUCCCUGGGCUGCUAAUGGUGUUUAGCUGAUUUUACCAAAAAAUCCUGGCAUGGAAGAAGAAAGGCUUUGAAAAUAGACAGGAACAAGAAGGGAGGGAAGGAUGAGACAGAGAGAGAUCUUACCCUCCUUACCCAUGGCACUUGUCUUCUUGUUUGGCAUGGUUGCAUUAAUGGCUGUCACGUUGGUUUCCUUAAACAGCUUGGAUUUGUUAACACACAUGUGAGUACAAUGUAAAACCCAAAGAGUGGGGCAGCAGGGGGCAAUUUUGUAUUAAACCCAAUCCAUUAGUGUAACUGUGGCCUGCAUAAGAUGGAGCUCUGAAUGUCCUGGGACAGAAACUACCUCAGGGCUAGAUGAAAGGCCUUGUUAAGAAGCUGACAUUUUAGCCUGGACCCUUAAGGAUUCUUCAGAUGAUCAGGGCAGGAGAGGUUCUAUUUGCUUUAGUUUUUAAAGGGUGGUUGGUACAGUUGGUUAAAACAGAUGUUUUGCAUAGUCUGUAUGUUAUGGCUUUCAGAGACUGAGGUCUUGGCCAAUUGGUCUGGAUUUGGGCAGAAGGCAUAAAACGUAAAGAAGGAGGCACAGGUAGAGAAAGGUGGGGUGUCAGAGUAAGGGCACUACUGUCCAAGAGACCUCUACUUGAAAGAAGUUGCUGUUAAAUACAUCAGUUUGUCUUUUCUGUCUGUCUUGAGUGUAAAAACACUUGAUUUUUUUACUUUGCUGAGUACUAAUGCAUAUGGAAAGUUGUUUUAACCUUAAAUUAUCAAAUACAUUUUAUCCAAAGCAAAGUAACUUCUGUAUUAUUAGAAUAUGACACUGGAUAUUUCUGUAUUUCUGUCAAAUACACAUUUGAGCUCAUCUUAAUCUCAAGGCUGUAAAGUCUGUGUUCUCAUGGGUAUGCUCUUUCUUUCAGUAGUGCUGUACAGUGCUCCUGUAGUCAUUAACCUGUGUCUGGAGUGGAUUUUCCUUCUGAGAUUCCUUUUCCUGUCAACAUCAAAGCCUGGCUGUUCCUGAAGGAAUAGGAAUUCAGUAUUAAUGGUCUGGGGAAUUAAGUCCUGAAGUUUCAGAUGAAUCUCCUGAGUAAAACUACUUUGUGGAGUUUGCCAGUAAAAUAUUUCUGGGAGUUUUGGUGUCAGGGAAGUAGGUCCUGUGGGAAGUUUUUAUUCCUGGGAAGGACAGUCACAGAAGCAGAGUCUGUGUUGAUUUACAUCCUGGUGACUUUUGUUUUGGAGAAGUGUUGUAUUUCUGAAUGUUGAUUUGAGUGUUUGGAUCUUAAUUAGAGGCGCAUACAAUUCCUGUACUGUACCUUAUUUAUGCAGGCUUUUGAAAUGUGUUAAGAGAGUCUUGGAUUUGAAGAAACAAACUUAACCAAGUAGUCUCAAUGAGCAGCACAGAGAACACUAAUUUUUUUCUCUUAGUACCAUAAUAGGUCACAACGUUCUAAUGGGUGGAGUGCUUGACUGUUCCAGUAUUUCCCUAAGUCUCUUUCUUUAGUGCUUUCCUCAAAUAAUCUCUAGAGUAUGAAGUGCAUUAGUUACAUUUCUACCAGUUUUAACCAUAAAGAAAUGAUGCAAAUGUGCAAUUUUGACCUCAGAUUGAAACUCCUAAUAGAAAACCUUCAAAAAUUAAAGCAGGGAAAAAUCCCUGGCACAGAGUAAAACUA
Messenger RNA from Cinclus cinclus, 2985 nucleotides. RefSeq names its product CDGSH iron sulfur domain 1 (gene CISD1). Gene Ontology annotation, molecular function: 2 iron, 2 sulfur cluster binding. Gene Ontology annotation, biological process: regulation of autophagy. The record is from RefSeq and is a predicted model, not a curated record. The coding region runs from base 4 to 330 and encodes 108 amino acids. Lineage: Eukaryota; Metazoa; Chordata; Aves; Passeriformes; Cinclidae. The transcript has 3 exons. Gene Ontology annotation, cellular component: intracellular membrane-bounded organelle; mitochondrial outer membrane.